GGUAUUUUUAAAAAUUUGGUAGGUUUGUUUGUAGGGCAACCCAGCGCGUUUGUGUCUUCUCUCUCGCUCCAUGGCGACGGAGCUGGAAGAACUCCUAGGGUUUCUCUCGUCGCCCUCUCUGCAAGUAAAGAAGGCGGCGGUCGACAUCGUCCGGGGGCUAACCGGCUCCGACGACGGUCUUGCCUCCCUUUCAGCUCACGCAGACCUUGCCCUUCCCCCUCUCGUACGAAUCCUCUGCGAAGAUCCCCCUGAGCUCGCUUCCCCUGCCGCCGAAGCCCUCAUUAAUCUCUCUCAGGAUGCCGCGCUGUCCGAGAAGCUCAUUGCACAUGGGACGCUCCCCACAGCCAUGAACAAGCUCUACAAGAGCGGGGAUCGUAAAGUUUCUCACCUCCUUGUUAUGCUCCUGGCCAAUCUUACCCAAGUUGAUGCAGGCGCCAAUUCGCUCCUCCAGAUUGGAGAUGAUAAGAUGGAGGGAUUGUAUAUCUCAAAGCUUGUCCGAUCAUUCUGUAGGUCAUCUUCUGAAGAAUCAAAAGAAGAAGAUAUCUUUGAACAUGUUGCUUCAAUUCUUGUAAACAUAUCGAAGAUGGAGUCUGGAAGAAAAAUUCUUUUGGAACCUAAGAGAGGUCUUCUUAAGCAGGCAAUCCAUCAAUUUGAUUCUACAAAUCCACUGAGAAAGAAAGGGGUUUCUGGAACUAUUCGUAAUUGUUGCUUUGAAGCUGACAAUCAAUUACAUAAUUUACUAGCAAUAGCAGAGUUCCUUUGGCCUGCCCUGCUUCUGCCUGUAGCUGGCAAUAAGGUUUACAGUGAACAAGAUACAUCAAAAAUGCCUCAUGAACUUGGAAAUGCACUUUCUCAUGAGAGAGAACCUGUUGAUGAUCCAGAAAUUCGUAAACAGGCACUUGAAGCUAUCUACUUGAUCUCUUUGCAAGAAGCUGGAAGGAGAUCACUUUGGUCUGUCAAUGGGCCACGAAUACUACAAGUUGGCUACGAAGAUGAAGAAGAUCCAAAAGUGAUAGAAGCAUAUGAAUUAAUUGGCUCUCUGUUGGUAAAUAACGGUGAAGCUGAAGAAUAAGCAGAAGCAGAAAUUGGAGAGGAAAUAUUUCAGGCAUCCAUCAGUUGUACUCCAUAGAAGUUCUAAUGUAGAUCCACUGGCCUUCUAGUUUUUUUUUUUCCAAUUUGUGUAGAAUAAAUCGGGAGGUUUACUGCACUGAAAUCUUAAAUACAUUCUAUAUUUUUCCACUAAUUCUAAAAAAUAUUUAGAAUUAGUGGGCAACAGUUAAUCAUAACCAUCUCGUUGAUCA
This is a messenger RNA of Zingiber officinale, 1301 nucleotides long. Its product is annotated as protein HGH1 homolog. Gene Ontology annotation, molecular function: protein binding. The record is from RefSeq and is a predicted model, not a curated record. Lineage: Eukaryota; Viridiplantae; Streptophyta; Magnoliopsida; Zingiberales; Zingiberaceae. The transcript is spliced from 8 exons. Bases 71 to 1072 code for a protein of 333 amino acids.